Messenger RNA from Pimephales promelas (fathead minnow), 2073 nucleotides. Lineage: Eukaryota; Metazoa; Chordata; Actinopteri; Cypriniformes; Leuciscidae. The record is from RefSeq and is a predicted model, not a curated record.
UUUUUUUUUAUUAUUAUUAUUACCUAUUAUUUAUUUAAAAAGCGAACACUAUAAAGCAUCACAGUUUGCAGUUAUUCUCUGCUGUCCUCAAGAGUUUGAAAUUUUAAAUGUUUUAUUAGGUUUUACAUUCGUUUACACUUACUGUAAGUUCAGCCGUUUUGUGAUUCAAGUAAAUAAAAUAAUACAUGGAUGAAUAUGACAUCUGUUAACGGAGUAACUGAGCCUGGUUAACCAUAUCAAACGUUGAUCCCUUGGUAGGAACUGUUAUCUGUUUACUAGACACAACCAAUUCAGUCAUAAUAACAUUAUUGUUUUAGUAUGAAUUGGCAUGAACAUAGGAAUGCUCUGAGGAAAUAAACUGGUUUUCUGUCUAAUUAUUGGGUGGGGAGUGGGGUAUGGUGAUUAGUAUAUUCAGGCUGGAAUCCAUAUACAUAUGUACUGUAUGUAUGUAUGGUCUAAUAACAUGAAAAUCAGUGGUUAUAAACACAAAAACUGAGCUUAACUACUUAAUGGAUUGAUGAUGUUGCUGGAGUAUUAGGUGUUGAAAAAAGUCUGUAUGUGGUCAGAGCAAAUGUGACUGAUUGAUGUGGGAGAAGUGUUUUCCUGUCUGCUUCAGAGCUGCAGUAUAAAUUCUUUUUAAAUGAUGUGUGAGGGGGACAAGGUUUCAUUAGAUUCAACUGUUUUAAUCACGCAGUAACAUGAGGAUCAUUCAGCUCCAGCUCUGUGAGUUCAUCACAUAUUUUGGAUAUGUUUUACAUGUGCUUUAUAAUCAAUGAUUUUAUGUGGCUAAUCUUAUUUAUAAUGGCUGUGUGUCUAUUUUUUUUUUUUUAUCUUAUAGAUGUGUUAAUCUGUUGUCGAACUGCAGUCUCAGAUCAACUCACUGACCUGGGAUCAAAUGUGACCAUAAACUGUGAUCUUGAUGAAAAUGAGGUUUAUUGGAUUUUGCUGAAAACACCAGAUCCUCCAACAGUGAUUCUACGGUCAUUCCCAACACCAAGAUCACCUUUUUACUUGAAUAAAACAUUCAGAAUGAAAUAUUCCGUGAUAUUUAAACACCGUCUAGUUAUUAAUAAUGUGACCGCUGAUGAAUUAGGAGUUUAUUACUGUAUGAACACAGACACUCCUCCAAAACUCAGCAACAGCACCAGACUGCACUUCACCGAAUCAACUCCACUAAGUCACAAUCAUACAACGGUGAAGUGUAUUGAUCAGAAUCAGAAUCAAACACAAUGGCAGAUCAUCAUUAUCAUAUCUGGACUAAUGAACGGGCUUCUGCUCAUUGUGCUGAUCGGACUGGUAAAGGUUUUUGUUAUUGGAAACAGAAGGUCUGCAGAAGAAUCACAACUCAACACUGAUCUACAGCAGACACAAGUUACAGAAGAGCACGACUUACAGUACGCCACAAUGGAUUUUUCCAAGAUGCGUAGAAAUAUUCGGCACAGCCAAAUCAACAGCACAUAUGCAGCUCUAAACCUGCCGAAGUCAUGAACACACACGUAUGACUGAUCUUAUACUUAUUUUCUUCACUUGUUCUUAAUGUUUAUUCAACUUCUAACCACAAACUGUUUGGCACAUUAACACACGACAUUAACCAGCCAAAAGUUCUUACAUUCUAUAGAUCAGGGGUUUUAAAACUGGUGUGUGUGGAUCACAGAAAAAUUAUAUAUAUUGAUUCCAUUUGAUAUUAUUACACCAGUUAUUUUAAGUUAUUUUAUUGAAUUGACAGCAACAUUUUGUUUUAUUUAUUUGAUUUAUACAUCUAACAGCAGGUCGACAACCACAUUCUGUGUCUCCUUAACAGAAUGUAAAUAAUUUUCCCGACAAUAUUUUACUUUGCUUUUAUUUUUAAAUGCAGUAUGGAUGUUUGGAAUGUUUUAUAGAUGAAAUUAUGGAAACUAAGGAAUCGGAGGUUGUGGUAUCAAAAAGAUUUUAAAACUGAAAAUGAAAUUUAAAAACUUUAUUCUAUCUUUUGAACAAUAUUGGUUGAAACUUCUGUGAGCAAUUGUUGACAUAAUAUCUUCUUUGAAAAUACUUUAGUCUUUAAACUGUCGUGACACAAAGGAGAUAGCUUAG